CGGGAGCCAGUGACGCCGCGUGCCCGGUCUUCAUCCACACCUCAGCACACCCCUUCCUCCUCCACACUCUCCCACCCUCUAGACACCCAACAUGUCGACCGUCUUCUAUCGGUGGGGCGCCGGCCGCGAUGAGUCCCGCGUCAAGUUUGACGGCACGCACAUCAGCGUCUUCGACUUCAAGCGCCAGAUCAUGCUGGACAACAACCUGGGCAACGGCAAGGACUUUGACCUGACGGUAUUUGAGAAUGGGGAAGAAUUGAAGGACGACGAUAAGCAGAUUGCGCGCUCGUCGACGCUGGUGGUGCGCCGCCGCCCCGCGAUCAUGAAGGGCCGCGGGACGGCGCAAAACUACAUCGUCGGCACGGAUGCGUCUGUGUCGCUCACCGGCGAACACCGCAUCGAAGCGCAUGCGCGGCAGGCGAUGAAGGACCGGAUGAACCGCGGCGCGAUGGGGUCGGGCGGCACGUAUGGGUCGUUGAGCAAGCGGUUCGACGGCAAGGACGAGAAGGAGGAGGGCGUCAAGGUCACGACGGGCAAUGCGGACGAAGACGCGCGUAUCCAGGCCAUGCUGCAGCAGCAGACGGAUACGUGGGAGGAGAUGCAGGAGGACUUGAGCUCGCUGCCGCGCUUCAACACGGGCGCUAAUCGGCGACCAUUGGGGCGGCCGGGCGGCGGCGGCGGCGGCGGCGGCGGUCCUGGCGGUGCGCAAGGCAAGUUCGACUACAGCGUUGCGCCGGAUAAGGAGCCCCCCCUGGGAUACAUCUGCUACCGCUGUGGUCAGAAGGGUCACUGGAUUCAAAACUGUCCGUCGAACGACGACCCUACUGCGCAGGACCGCAAGCGCUUCGUGCGCGUGACGGGUAUUCCGCGCUCGUUCCUCAAAACCGUCGAGACACCGACGACGGGCGAGGGCUCCUCCGGCGGCGCGAUGUUGACCGCGGACGGCGGCUUUGUGCGCGCCGUGCCGGACGCGCGGGCGUGGGAGAAGCAGGCGGCAGUCAAGACGCGCGCGAACGACGACUCGGAGGACAAGGACGCGCUUGACCCCGAGCUCGUGUGCCCGCUCUGCAAGAAGCUGCUGAACGAGGCCAUGCGCGUUCCCUGUUGCCACACGGCAUACUGCGAAGACUGCAUCAACUCGCACUUGCUCGAGAACGACUUUGUGUGUCCGAGCUGCGAGAGCAAGAUUGCGAGUUUGGACAAGUUGGAGCCGGACGACGAUCUGCGCGAGCGCGCAAAGACUGUGCGCGAGGGCGAGAAGGAGAAGGUCAAGAGCGAGGAGGGGGAGAAGGUGGGUUUAGAUUUGAACGAGCUGACGGAAGAACGACGAGUCGCCCGCCGGCGAGCAGGACGUGAGCGGCAAGAACCCUUUCAGCGGCCCGCUGCCUGACAUGAACGCCAUGGCAGAGUAUCUCCAAGCGAUGCUCGCGACACUGCGCAACCC
Cutaneotrichosporon oleaginosum is the source of this 1444-nucleotide messenger RNA. RefSeq lists its product as uncharacterized. Gene Ontology annotation, molecular function: zinc ion binding; ubiquitin protein ligase activity; nucleic acid binding. Gene Ontology annotation, cellular component: nucleus. NCBI's taxonomy places the organism in Eukaryota, Fungi, Basidiomycota, Tremellomycetes, Trichosporonales, Trichosporonaceae. The record is from RefSeq and is a predicted model, not a curated record. Gene Ontology annotation, biological process: protein ubiquitination; ubiquitin-dependent protein catabolic process.